Mastomys coucha (southern multimammate mouse) is the source of this 3285-nucleotide messenger RNA. It is a transcript of the gene Ptgdr2, whose product is annotated as prostaglandin D2 receptor 2. The transcript is spliced from 3 exons. Lineage: Eukaryota; Metazoa; Chordata; Mammalia; Rodentia; Muridae. Gene Ontology annotation, cellular component: plasma membrane. Bases 644 to 1786 code for a protein of 380 amino acids. Gene Ontology annotation, biological process: complement receptor mediated signaling pathway; phospholipase C-activating G protein-coupled receptor signaling pathway; positive regulation of cytosolic calcium ion concentration. Gene Ontology annotation, molecular function: G protein-coupled receptor activity; complement receptor activity. The record is from RefSeq and is a predicted model, not a curated record.
GCCUCAAAAGAGCUGGAGUGCUUCUCCUUGGAGAAUUGUGGUGUCUGGGGAUUGGCAGUAAAGGGCUUAACGCUGGCCUCUGGGUUACAGAGGCCCCUCCAUGAAGAGAAGGGGUGGACCAGGGGCUGGUGGCCUGGAUGGAGAUGAAAGACUUUGAACACAGUGUCUCCGCCCUACGUCAGGGCUGGAAGCUAUUUCCUCCUUCAGCUCACUCCCCUCCUGCUACUCGCCUGGUGCUCAGUCCUGCUGCUUUCAGAAGCUGCCAGCCUCCCUGGCUCAACCCUGUGCUCGCUGUGCUCGCUGUGCUCCUGUGCUUGCUGUGUGGCUCGAGGAAGGGCCAGCUCUCCUCAUCUCAACCAAUCAGCACAUCCAAGCAGUCAUUUCUGAGGCUGACUACUGCUCUCUGAGGAGGAACUGCAGCGAGUAGCCCUACAAACUAGAGACUGUUGGGCUCAGGAGACUACACUUGGCUUGCCCAAAACUGGACUACUCCCUUCCUUGUCUUGCUCAUCCUCACAGAUUCCUAGUGUCCACCCUACUACCAGGCAAUACUGGCAACUCUGAGAUAGGUUCAUCUCUUGCCCAAGCUGCAGGCUUCUGGUUCCUGGGUGCCAGGCUCAGCCCUCCUUUCUUCCACCUUGCCAUGGCCAACGUCACGCUGAAGCAGCUCUGCCCACUCUUGGAGGAGAUGGUCCAGCUUCCAAACCACAGCAACUCCAGCCUCCGCUAUAUUGACCACGUAUCGGUGCUGCUGCACGGGUUGGCCUCGCUGCUGGGCCUGGUGGAAAACGGACUCAUCCUGUUUGUGGUGGGCUGUCGCAUGCGCCAGACGGUGGUCACCACCUGGGUGCUACACCUGGCGCUGUCCGACUUGUUAGCCGCCGCCUCCCUGCCUUUCUUUACCUACUUUCUGGCAGUGGGCCACUCGUGGGAGCUGGGUACCACCUUCUGCAAGAUACAUUCCUCGGUCUUCUUUCUCAACAUGUUUGCCAGUGGCUUCCUGCUCAGCGCCAUCAGCCUGGAUCGCUGCCUGCAGGUGGUGAGGCCAGUGUGGGCACAGAACCACCGCACGGUGGCGGUCGCGCACAGAGUCUGCCUGAUGCUCUGGGCUCUGGCGGUGCUCAACACAAUACCCUAUUUUGUGUUCAGAGACACCAUCCCGCGGCUAGAUGGCCGCAUCAUGUGCUAUUACAACAUGCUGCUUUUAAAUCCAGGGCCUGAUCGCGACACCACGUGCGACUACCGCCAGAAGGCCCUAGCGGUCAGCAAGUUCCUGCUGGCCUUCAUGGUGCCUCUGGCCAUCAUCGCCUUGAGCCACGUGGCCGUGAGCCUGCGACUGUACCAUCGUGGUCGCCAGAGGACAGGCCGCUUCGUUCGCCUGGUAGUGGCCAUCGUGGUGGCCUUCGUGCUCUGCUGGGGGCCCUACCACAUCUUCAGUCUGCUGGAGGCGCGUGCCCAUUCUGUCACCACGCUACGGCAGCUCGCGUCACGUGGGCUGCCCUUUGUCACCAGCCUGGCCUUCUUCAACAGCGUGGUCAACCCACUACUCUACGUACUCACUUGCCCCGAUAUGCUGCACAAGCUGCGGCGCUCGCUACGUGAAGUGCUUGAAAGCGUGCUGUUGGAGGACAGCGACCUGAGUGGUGGGUCCAGCAACCGCCUCCGCCGCCGCCGCGCCUCCUCCACCGCCAGCCCAGCUUCUACCCUCCUACUUCCCCAACUGCGUCCUGCACGCUUGAUCCGCUGGGUGAGGCGGGGCAGUGCAGAGGUCCCACAGAGGGUCUGAGAGCAGUCCCAGGAGAAGUAGGGCUCAUUAAGCUGUACUUUGGAUUAGACCGGCACAGCAUACCAACACAUCCCAGGCCUCUCCAAUACCCAGUUGAAAAUGUACAUAGCCAAUGCCAGGCCUGGGUUGUAGCUUCCUGGGUAGGGUCCAGGAAAUCAACCUGUGAAAGUGGAGCAAGGUGAAUUUAGUCCUUCCUAAACACUUUAAUCUUGCAGCGUGGAGCUGGGAGAGCAGCAGGAUGCAAAAGCAGCCAUUAGAAGUUACCUGGUUCCUGACUGCUGUCCUCCAGGCUUCUGCACAUUUAAGAACAAAAGUACUUAAUUGUCUAGGGAUCUUGCUAGGGUAACUGAUAAGGAUUGGGUAACAUUUUGUACUUCUAUUACCUUCCUGGCAGCUGGCCCAAGGCAAUUGGGAAUAAGGCUGGUGAAGCUCACAGCCUGCAUCUCAUAAGGCCCUACUUUGUAAAUGGGACAAAGGGAUAGAUGCCAAUUGGCAAUAUUGUUUAUGGGUGCAGGGGGAGGAGGAGUUGAGAAGCAGUUUCCAGCCAACUGCCUUUUUUUUUUGUUUUUGUUUUUUUUCAAGACAGGGUUUCUCUGUGUAGUCCUGGCUGUCCUGGAACUCACUCUGUAGACCAGGCUGGCCUCGAACUCAGAAAUCCUCCUGCCUCUGCCUCCCAAGUGCUGGGAUUAAAGGCGUGCACCACCACCGCCCGGUUUCACUUUUAAUCCCCCAUUUGGCCUGAGACAUGUGCUUUAGCCACACAGCUACUCAGCUUAUUAGUAUGUUGGUGUGUCAACUCCCACUCAGGAUCUUCACUGCCCAGGCUGCACUCUGGCCUUCAGCAGCACUGGACCAAUUCUAUUCAGAGAACAACCUACCCUUGUUAGCUGUCUCUCAGGGAAAGGCCUGGCAGCCAUCACUUCCAACCUACAGGUAGGAGGGGCACCUUGUACCAGUCAUGGACCUUCCAUCACACAUCUCAUGUUCUCCCCACCAUGGAUGGCAGGGAAGCUGGAUGACUCAUCUUUACCUUCUAGGGGAAGGGGAGUUGAUGUCAGAAACUUGUAAAUAUGGAACAGGGAUGGGGUAUUCUCAGGAUCUCCUGAACCACUUAAGGCCAGGCUGGUUGUCAGUUCUGUGUCAAGCAGACCUCAAGCCUGUGGCAGGUGCUUCUUAAACUGGAGAGUAAAAUGUCACCAAGUCCCUUCUGCUUUACUCACUAUAUCUGUCACACCAUGUAUUUUAAUGGUUUAUUAUGAUAACGAAAGCACAGUGGGGCAGGGGCUUCUGUCCUUCUGGGAGCCCAGAGCUGUACUUAUGUAGAUACCCAUAAACACCUCUGCGCAGAUCAGUGGGCAUGGGUCAAGCCCCAAGGCUUCUACAGUCCAGUGUGGGAAAGGGGCACUGGAGAGAAACCCUGCAACUCCUCACUUUAAUCUUUCAGUGCCAAACUAGGGAAGGGCUAGCUUCCAUUGACUAAGAGGACCAAAUCAGCAGAA